Messenger RNA from Acaromyces ingoldii, 2619 nucleotides. RefSeq lists its product as hypothetical. The record is from RefSeq and is a predicted model, not a curated record. The transcript has 3 exons. Gene Ontology annotation, biological process: cAMP catabolic process; negative regulation of glucose mediated signaling pathway; cGMP catabolic process. Gene Ontology annotation, molecular function: 3',5'-cyclic-GMP phosphodiesterase activity; 3',5'-cyclic-AMP phosphodiesterase activity. NCBI's taxonomy places the organism in Eukaryota, Fungi, Basidiomycota, Exobasidiomycetes, Exobasidiales, Cryptobasidiaceae. The coding region runs from base 389 to 2404 and encodes 671 amino acids.
GACCACGACCCGACCACACGACAAACAGCAACCGGCUUUGCGUUCCCCACAUCGGCGAGCUUGUAUCCAUAGUCGUCUGGCCGGAGCGGUACCGCACACCUGUCCGCGGGACUCGGGUUCAGGGUUGAGGUUCGAACAAUCAGGUGAACUUGGACGUUUUGGCCUUGGACGGUCGCGGCCUUUUUUCGAAAUCAAAACUCCGCCAUCGUCCAGGUCCACAAAAAAAAAGGUCAAACGAUUUGUUGGACCUGACGAUAAAAAUCCAUCUUCACCAUCGAUUGUCCGUCGUCCAAGAGAUUCGUCGAUUAACAUUGCGCGUCUUUUGGUGAGAGGGAGGACGGGCGAAGAGAGGGGCACGUAGGACAGAGAACAUAGAGGGAAAGCCGUCAUGGCUCGCCCUCGAACGGCACCCGAAGGUCAGCCAGAGCCAGAGCCAUCGUCGUCGUCGUCAUCAACAUCGUCGUCUGGAUUUAGGCCGCCACAGCACGUCCGGUUGCAUCCACCGGAUCAGGAGCCGUCGUUCACUUUUGUCUGCUUGGGCGUUGGCGGAGGGCCUCUGGAGAGCGAUUGCUCCUGCUACCUCCUCAAACCCGCCGACCGUGACUGGCAUAAUGGCGCUGUGGUGGUGGAGGGAGGCUCCUGGCUCGGCGCUCUCGCGCGUAUCCUCGAGAAUGUGGGACCGGAGUCGGCAUUUGCCGACGUUCAGUUUCCUCACGACGACGCUGCGCUGCGGGCCGGCUAUCUGGGCAGCUUUGCCCAUUCCUUUUUGAUCUCCCACGCCCACCUAGACCACAUCGCGGGCAUGGUCCUGGGCUCGGCCAGCCUUCCGGGAAAGAGAAAGGUGCUUGGGCUUAAGCCGACGCUCGAGAACCUCUCGGAUCUCUUCAAUGGCAAGAUCUGGCCCAAGCUCGCCAGCUGGGAGGACGACGGAGGUCCUGCCGUCUAUCACCUAAAGGCUCUUUACUCGCAAGAGCAAGCCAACAUCGACGACUCCCUGGCCGUCCUGCCGUUUGCACUGAGCCAUGGGCUGAACCCAUCGGUGCCACCAGCGCCCCCGACGCCUUCACAGGCCUAUCCUCCGGGCAAGCCGACAUCCUUUUUCAGCAAACGCUACUCGCUUCCUCUUAAUGGCUACUUUCCUGCCCUGUCCCUCCAGCCGGCCAAGUCGCCAUCUUCGUCACCGCGCGAUCGAAGCCCAAGUGCUUCGGGAGAGCGACCCGUGUUCACGAGUCCCUUUGCCCCCGAGAGGGCAUACGUGGAGAGACUAAAUGAGGCGCAGGAAGGCAACGAGGAGCGGGAUGGGUCGGAUUACGACACGGCAACCCAGGGGUCGACGUCUCACGAUGAGGCAGAAUCCCCCACUCCGCUACCACCUACCUCUUCUUCGUCAUUGCUGAAGAAAGAACCCGCACUCUCUCCCACGUCCGAGGUCCCUCCCUCAGCAGACGCAACGACGUCCUCGUCUUCUUCCCUUGCGCCAUCUACGCCGCCUUCAUCUUCAACCCCCUCCGCUUCCUCAAAGCUGCAGAUCACCAUGCCUGAUGUGGGAGUAUCUCGCGCCGAGGAGUUGAGAGAGCGCCCUAGAGCCGCUAGAAGCAUCUCUGGAAGAAGUCGGCGGCCACGGACAGCCCAGGGGUCUGAGACUGGUCUGGGCGGACGAGGCGCAACGACAGCGGCACGGGCGGCUGCCUCUGGCACAAAAGCGCCGCCCCGCCGCGUUUCCAUUGAUGACGAAUCACCUCCAGCGCUAGACUCUACCGCCUUCUUCAUUACAAACAGGCGCACCGGCCGUGACGUUCUCUUCUUUGGCGACGUGGAACCCGACUGCAUCAGCCGGAGCCCGCGCAACCGUCGGGUCUGGGCACACGCUGCGCCGAGAUUUGUGGAAAAGAACCUCAACACCAUCUUUCUGGAGUGCAGCUUUCCGGCCUCUCAUCCAACCCAGUUUCUCUAUGGUCACCUCUCUGUCAACCACCUCUUCGACGAGAUUCGAACACUGUCUCGGAUCGUCGUGGCCGAAAAGAAGAGGCGGCUGAACCGCAGACAAGCUGCUCCGCCGCCGCCCUCCUACCCUCGGUCGAAGCUUUCCGUAUCGCAGCUGCCUCCGAUUCCGGCGUCACCUAUGGCCGCAAGCAGCGUGCAGGACUCGGAACUCCACGGUAGCCUCGAGGGCCUAUCGAUCGUCAUCGUCCACGUCAAGACGGCCUUGUUUCCCUCUUUUGAGGCCUCACCUCCUAAUUCGUCGUCUCCCUCCUCUGGAGAGGAAGUAGAACAAAGGCCUCGUGUCGUGGACCCGCGCACAAUGCAGCAGCGCAUCCUCGAGGAGCUGCGCGACAUGGAGCACGACGUCGGUCUGGGCGUACGCUUCGAAAUGGCAAAGCAGGGCAUGAGGAUCGAUUGCUGAACGUAUCCUCCUGACACGCUGUCACGAUCUCAGUAUCACUCUUGCAUGUACUGUUAGUCUCUCUGUCCCCACCUCUCCCUCUCCUGUGUCACUACUACUACUACUACCACUACUACUACCACUACUACGAGGUUAUGUCGUUGAACGUCUGGUAAUGAAGCUCAGAUCUGGUGGAGGCUUAAAUUACACGUGGGGACAUACCCCGCAAUCUCGGU